Messenger RNA from Cygnus atratus (black swan), 2628 nucleotides. RefSeq names its product oxysterol binding protein like 7 (gene OSBPL7). Gene Ontology annotation, cellular component: plasma membrane; intracellular membrane-bounded organelle; cytosol. The coding region runs from base 52 to 2628 and encodes 858 amino acids. The record is from RefSeq and is a predicted model, not a curated record. Gene Ontology annotation, molecular function: cholesterol binding. The transcript has 22 exons. NCBI's taxonomy places the organism in Eukaryota, Metazoa, Chordata, Aves, Anseriformes, Anatidae.
GCCAGCCCCGCGGCACGGACCGGGAGGGGGCUCAGCGGGGCCCCCCCGGCCAUGGGCAGCCACGAGAAGGACCCGGCGUCGCCCAGGAGGGCCCUGUCGCGCUCCAACAGCACCGUGUCCUCCAAGCACAGCAGCGUCCAGCAGGGCUCGGAGAGCUGGGAGGUGGUGGAGGAGCCGCGUGGCCGGGGCAGCCCGUGCCGGGAGCCGCCGCGGCAGGAGGGCUUCCUGCUCAAGAAGAGGAAAUGGCCCCUCAAGGGCUGGCACAAGAGGUACUUUGUGCUGGAAAACGGCAUCCUGACGUAUGCCACCACACGCCAGGAUGUCCUCAAGGGCAAGCUGCACGGCGCCAUCGACGUCCGUCAGUCCGUCAUGUCCGUCAACAAGAAGGCGCAGCGGGUUGACCUGGACACGGAGGACAACAUCUACCACCUCAAGAUCAAGUCCCCGGAGCUCUUUGCCAGCUGGGUGAGCAGCCUCUGCUCUCAUCACCAGGGCGAGAGGCCGGAUCCCCUCGCCUGCCCCAGCGGGGGUCCCGCCGGGAGGACCCCCUCCGCUGCACAGGGCCCAUGGACACGGAUCCUGCCCUCGGGCAGUGCCCCCGCCCUGUCUGCCCUUGCCAGCUCCCGGGACAAGGUGGACGCGUGGCUGAAGGACAGCGAGGGGCUGGAGCGCUGCUCGGCCGAGCUGUCGGCAUGCCAGGAGCAGCUGCGGGAGCUGACGGGGAUGCUGCAGAGCCUCGAGUCCCUGCACCGCAUCCCCUCCGCGCCCCUCAUCUCCAGCGGCCAGCCCUCAGCCGCCGCGGAGAGGCCCAAGAAGGGCAGGAGGAGCACCAGGAUCUGGUGCACCCAGAGCUUCGCCAAGGACGACUCCAUCGGCAGGGUGGGCCGCCUGCACGGCUCCGUCCCCAACCUCUCGCGCUACCUGGAGCCCUGCCAGGGCCAGCUGCCCUUCAGCCUCCCGCCCGAGUACAGCCAGCUGCAGCGGAGCUUCUGGGUCCUGGCCCAGAAAGUGCACGGCUCGCUCAGCAGCGUGGUGGCGGCGCUGACGGCCGAGAGGGCUCGCCUGGAGGAGAUGCGGCAGGCGCUGGAUCGGCGGCGCUCAGCCCCCCUGGAGCCGCGGGACGGGCUGCGCCGCUUCCACUCCCUCUCUGUCUCCUCUGACACCACCCUGGACUCCUUCGCCUCGCUGCACCCCGACGAGCCCGACGCGCUGCCAGCCAAGGGCCGGGAGCAGCAGCGCUCGCAGCGCAGCAUCGCCUCGCUGGCCGACUCGCACACCGAGUUCUUCGACGCCUGUGAGGUUUUCCUCUCCGCCAGCUCCUCCGAGAACGAGGCCUCGGAUGACGAGUCCUGCAUCAGCGAGGCCACCAACAGCAUCUGCGAGGACCCGGCUGAGCCGGGGGGGCCCGGGCACCCCCAAACAGGAGCAGACAGCCCGGGGGGGCCGGCGGAGCUGCCCCCGCUGGAGCUGCCGGGGCCGGGCCCGCAGCGGCGCAGCCGCCUGCCCGCGCCCCCCGCACCGUCGGGGGACGUGAGCCUGUGGGGGCUGCUGCGGAGCAGCGUGGGGAAGGAUCUGUCCCGCGUGGCGCUGCCCGUGCAGCUCAACGAGCCGCUCAACACGCUGCAGCGCCUCUGCGAGGAGCUCGAGUACAGCGCCCUGCUCGACCGCGCCGCCCGCGCCCGCGACCCCCGGCAGCGCCUGGUCUUCGUGGCCGCCUUUGCCGUGUCCGCCUACGCCUCCACCUUCUACCGCGCGGGCAGCAAGCCCUUCAACCCGGUGCUGGGUGAGACCUACGAGUGCGUGCGGCCCGACCGCGGCUUCCGCUUCAUCAGCGAGCAGGUCUGCCACCACCCCCCCAUCUCCGCCUGCCACGCUGAGUCCGACAACUUCGUCUUCUGGCAAGACAUGAGGUGGAAGAACAAAUUCUGGGGCAAAUCCCUGGAGAUCGUCCCCAUGGGCACCGUGAACGUCCAGCUGCCCAGGUCCGGGGACCACUUCGAGUGGAACAAGGUGACCACCUGCAUCCACAACGUCCUCAGCGGCCCGCGCUGGAUCGAGCACUACGGGGAGGUGCUGAUCCGCAACACCCGCGACGCCUCCUACCACUGCAAGCUCACCUUCUGCAAGGCUCGGUACUGGGGCGCGGGGGCCAACGAGGUGCAGGGCGCGGUGCUGAGCCGCAGCGGCACCGUGGUGGAGCGCCUGGCCGGCAAGUGGCACGAGGGGCUCUUCCGCGGGCCCGCCCCAGGGCACUGCGUCUGGAGAGCCAACCCCAUGCCCCACGACCACGAGAGGAACUACGGCUUCACCCAGUUCGCCCUGGAGCUGAACGAGCUCACGCCCGAGCUGCGGCGCGUCCUGCCCUCCACCGACACCCGCCUGCGCCCCGACCAGCGGUACCUGGAGGAGGGCAACGUGCCGGCGGCGGAGACGCAGAAGCGCCAGAUCGAGCAGCUGCAGCGGGACCGGCGGCGGGUGAUGGAGGAGAACAACAUCACGCACCAGGCGCGCUUCUUCCGGCGGCUGACGGACGCCAACGGCAAGGAGUCGUGGGUCACCAACAACACCUACUGGAAGCUGCGCCUCGACCCCGGCUUCGCCCACCUGGACAGUGCGGUGCUCUGGUAG